Dendrobium catenatum is the source of this 3003-nucleotide messenger RNA. Its product is annotated as K(+) efflux antiporter 6. Lineage: Eukaryota; Viridiplantae; Streptophyta; Magnoliopsida; Asparagales; Orchidaceae. Gene Ontology annotation, molecular function: potassium:proton antiporter activity. Gene Ontology annotation, cellular component: membrane. Bases 240 to 2216 code for a protein of 658 amino acids. Gene Ontology annotation, biological process: proton transmembrane transport; potassium ion transmembrane transport. The transcript has 22 exons. The record is from RefSeq and is a predicted model, not a curated record.
CUGAGCGCUAUGGUUAGAUUAGUAUAAGCGUAUAUCAUACUCUGCUUCCUUUAAAGAAAGCUCGAGAAUUGGAGCGCUAGAUCUGAAUUAGCAGCGAGCGAGGGUGGUUGGUGACCUCACUUCGACUCCAGCCGCUCCUCGCAAACCACUCUUCUCUUCUCGAAAUAUAGCCCCACGUCCUUCUUAUCACCCCUUUCGGUUCCUCCGAGCCGGUGCUUUUCUCGCCGGCGUCGUUGAAGAUGACUGGCCUCUUCCGCCGUCGCUUUUACGCGCCGCCAAUAUCACGGGGGAGUGCUCUUAUCUUCCCACUGUUUCUAGUCUUUCUCAUAUCGCGCGCCUCACUAACCUUCGCUGAAGACGUCGAACGGGGGAAUGCGACGGAGUCGUCGACGGAGGCAGUGGGCAAGGAUAACGAUAGCUUUGCGGACAUUAUCGAUCGGGCUCUGCAGAAAGAGUUCCCUGAAAGCGAGCAGAACGCGGAAGAAAUCAAUCAAGAUGGUUUCAACAACAGCGUUGCUAAAAAGAAGGCUGUUUUGGAAACAGUAGCUAGAGUGACGAAGAAAAAUGACACAAAUGAGGAAAAAUCUUUUCAGUUUCAUAAUGUUUUCAAUAACGAGAAUCAAGCAGAGGAUAUGCCCACUUUGAUUGAUCACAAGGAUAAUGUGUUUAUAAUAUCAAAUCCCAAGUCAAAAUAUCCCAUACUACAACUGGACCUGAGGUUGAUAUCAGAUCUUGUAGUUGUCAUUGUAUCUGCAGCUUGUGGUGGAAUUGCCUUUGCUUGUGCUGGACAGCCGGUGAUUACGGGAUAUUUACUUGCAGGUUCUCUCAUUGGACCUGGAGGUCUGAGCUUUGUUAGCGAAAUGGUUCAAGUUGAGACAGUGGCCCAAUUUGGAGUUAUUUUUCUUCUUUUUGCGCUAGGAUUAGAGUUCUCGACCGCAAAGAUCCGGGUGGUUCGUGCUGUGGCUAUUCUUGGUGGCCUACUUCAAAUUCUUCUCUUUAUGUGCUUAUGUGGGAUCACUGCCUCGUUGUGUGGGGGUAAAGCUACAGAAGGUGUAUUUGUUGGUGCUUUUUUGUCGAUGUCCUCAACAGCUGUGGUUUUGAAAUUUUUGAUGGAAAGGAAUAGUAUCAAUGCUCUCCAUGGUCAAGUUACUGUAGGAACUCUUAUUCUCCAGGAUUGUGCUGUUGGUUUGCUAUUUGCUCUGCUUCCUGUUCUACGUGGCACAUCUGGCAUUCUUCAAGGAGCAAUAUCAAUGACUAAAUCAUGUUCCAUCAUGAGAUCACCUCGCUUACGCAUGGUAGAAAGUGAUUUUUUUAGAGCUGUCUCUUGUGUGCCAAGUGGUCUGACAAAGCUGUGGUGCUCCAUGUGGCACUGGGUGGUUGUAAGAUAUAGGACCGUUAUGAGUUUGGUCCUACUCUGCACUUUCUUGACAAUUCUUUCUAUUCUAUCCCGGACAUGUGUCCCUUGGUUUCUUAAGCUAAUGAUAACCCUUUCAUCUCAGACCAAUGAACUUUACCAAUUGGCCUCAGUAGCUUUCUGUUUGCUUGUUGCUUGGUGUAGUGAUAAAUUGGGGCUUAGCCUUGAACUUGGUUCGUUUGCUGCGGGGGUGAUGAUUUCAACAACUGAUCUUGCACAGCAUACACUUGAGCAAAUAGAACCCAUUCGGAACUUCUUUGCUGCUCUCUUUCUUGCAAGCAUUGGAAUGCUAAUCCAUGUCCAUUUCCUUUGGAAUCAUGUGGAUAUUUUACUUGCAGCUGUUAUUUUAGUUAUCAUUAUAAAGACCAUUGUUGUAACUACUGUUGUGAAGGGAUUUGGCUACUCAAACAAGACAUCGCUACUUGUUGGCAUGUCGCUGGCACAGAUUGGAGAAUUUGCUUUUGUUCUUCUAAGUCGGGCUUCAAAUGUGCAUCUCGUUGAGGGGAAACUGUACCUGCUACUUCUGGGGACAACUGCUUUAAGCCUGGUGACUACCCCAUUGCUUUUCAAGAUGAUACCUGCUGUUAUUCAUCUUGGAGUUCUACUCCGUUGGUUCCCACCCGAUAGUAAUUCAUCGGAGACGGGACACAAGGGUGAAAACCAUCGCGUGGACAGUGCUGCUGAGAAAAAAGAAAUGGGAAAGGUUGAUGAAGAUUGGUUUGGCGGAAAAAUUAAUGAAGAUGAAGAUUGGUUUGCAGGCAAAACGGCAUUAUGGAGCACACUUGAACUUGGAAUAUCUUAAGGUUUAUUUAUUUAUUUAUUCAAUAUCUGGCUGUAUGGAAAUCUACUUCAGUCUAACGCCUUUAAUGUGAUUUGAUAACAUUGUUUAUUGGUGGGAUGAUGUCUAAAAAUUCGUGCUAAAAUAGUGAAGGAAUAUCAAUAUGAUAUGGUUAAAAAAAAAAAAAAAAAGUUUGAUAAAUUGGCUAUUUUUAUAAUCCAAGCUCUUUAAUUGACUAGCCCUGUGAAGCGAUUAUAUCAUAUUAGCUUCGUCUGGCUAUCAGUCGCAAAGAUUAGAGCGUUAUAUGGUGAAUAUGACAUUUAAUGUUGUAAGAGAAGAAACCGAAGAACAAAUUAUUAGCAUUCGAUCAUUGCAGCACCAUUAAGCAACAACGAGCCAUUUACUAGUAGUAAAUACGUUCUGAUAACAUUUCAAGGGAGUAAAUUUAUUUUGAUAACAUUUCAAGUGGUUGAUGUGACCUAAGUAUUCACAGGAGAUUGGACCCCAAAAGAUAGGAAAUGCCACCUAAAAGGAAAUUAGUGGAUCAGAUCUCAAUCAUUUGGUAGAUUGAAUAUGUUGAUGCGACAGUGAAUUGGUGGCACAUUUGGCCAUUGCUAGAAGAUGUUGGUACAAUAGUUGCCACGGUUUGUUGUGCACACAUUGCAGAAAUGGUAAAUGCCGUGGUUUGCAAAGUAAAUGUGGGCCUAAUGGCGGUGGGUGGUCUUAUUAGGUUUCGCCGAGAGAUUAGUUACGCCGUCAAGCGCUUUCUUUGAAGUGACAACGGGUAGAUAUUUCGUUAAAAAAAAAAAAA